AUGGAAGUGAAUCCAAUUACACUUCAUAAAAAAGAAAGUAGUAGAUCUCCAUCAAGGAAUAAUGCCACUGAGAUAGCUAGUGAAGCAGAGCCAGCGAAUAAUGAUCAAUCUGAAACUUUAAAUCAAAAAGAAGAAGGUGAGAAAUUAGAAUCAGCAGUUGGCAACCAACAAAUCGAAGAUCAAGAAUCCGGAGAAGCGCCCAAAGAUAAUAUCAACGAAUCAGAAAAUAUACUAAAUACGAACAACCUGGAAAAACCAAAUGAUAUUUCAGAAAAAAAGAAAUUAACAAAAUCUGUGAGGAUAGUUGAACCACCGAAAGAAGAAGAAGAGGAAGAAGACGAGGAGGAGGAGCAGGAAGUGUCACAAGAGGAGGACGAAGAGACUGAAGAAACUGAAAAAGAGCAUAGUGAUGAAGCAAAUGGUCAAAAUGAUGAUUAUGAACCUGAAUUGAAAGCAAAACCAGAAAUAAAUUUACCAAUUACGACGUCACCAGAAAGUCUGGAUGAAAAAUUACAAGUCAGUGAAGAAGAAGAUGAAGAAUAUGAUCCUGAAAAAGAUCAACCAUCUUUACCUAGUUUACCACCAAAGCCACCAGUAAUUGCUACAUCUCAUGCUCCACCAUCUACAUUCACAAGCAACGAACCCAAACCAUCGAAUGAAACAAUAUAUCAUGCAUUUGAACUAGUCAUACAAGAGGAAAUAAAUAAAAAUCCAAAUAUUUUACAACUAGGUCUAGAUGAUCAAGCACAAAUAUUCCAAUCCCAUAUUGAUAGUCUUGGGCCAAGUUUUCCUGGUAGUCAUUGGAAUUAUAAUCAAGUUUAUUCAUACAAUAAACCAUUUAAAAAUUUAAAGGAACCAGUUGCUUUAAUACCAGUAAAUGAAUUUUGUCGUAGACCAAAUAUUACAGCACCAAUGACACCAGAAGAAGAAGCAGAAUACGAAGAAUUUAUUGUAAGAGAAAAUCAUUAUUUAAAUUUACAAAAUUGGGAUGAAUUUCCGGAUAAGCUGAGAUUAUUUGUUGGGAAUUUACCUGCUAACACUAUAUCCAAACAAGAUUUAUUUAGAAUUUUCUCAAAAUAUGGUGAAGUUAUACAAAUUGCUAUAAAGGCAGGUUAUGGAUUUACCCAAUUUAGAACUGCAGAGGCUUGUUUGGAUUGUAUAAAGGGGGAAGAAGGUGUCCCACUUCAUAAUAAAACAUUAAGAUUAGAUGCAUCAAAACCUCAAAAAUCUAGGAGGUCUGGUAAUCCUGAUAUUAAUAAUCCAAAUUUUAGUGGUAGAGGUAGAGAAAGACACGGGGAUGAUGAACCACCUAGAAAGAAAUGGAAGGGCAAUUAUGAUUGUAUGGUUUAUGUUACUGGUAAAUCGUCAGUUUUUUUUAUAAGAAAAGUUAAAAAAAUAUUUGCAAGUUCACAAAUUACUAUUGAUACAGAAGAUGUUACUCAAAGAAAUAUAACGGAUGUAUUAAGUGAAGCAGCAUAUUCUGGUGUUUUAGGUGCAUGUGUUAUAAAGGAACAGAAAGUUGAUCUUCAAACUUAUGAAACUCAACCUGGUGGUGGAAUUAAAUUUGAUGAAUAUGCUGAUAUAGAACCAGAAGAAGCAGCUGAAGUUAUGGUAAAAGUAAAAAUGGCUAAAUAUCAAGGUAACCCACCACCAUAUAUUCCACAAGACAUCAGUUAUAAUGAUAAUGAUAAACAUAACAAUAAAUUUGGAGGUCGUCAUCAACGUAAUGAUCAUGGAAGAGGUAGAGGUGGAAAUAGAGGAGGACGUGGAGGCAGAGGUGGAGGAAGAGGUGGUAGAUUUAAUGAUAAUUAUGGACGUGACAGGGAUAACAAAUUUAAUCACGAUUGGUCAGAUAAUAAUCAAUAUCAACAACCUCACCAACAAUUUCCUCCACAACAACAAUCUUAUGGUCAAAUACCUCAACCCCAGUUUUCACCAUAUGGUCAACAAUUGCAACCACAAAAUCAACAAUACUCAUCACCAUAUGGUAUGCCACAGCAAUCACCACCACAACAACAACAAGGUUUUAAUCAAUAUGGAGCUCCAAUGUCUCAACCACAACCACCACAACAAAACAAUCAAAAUUACUUACAAGCAUUACAAUCUCUUGACCCAAUGCAAGUUCAAAACAUGAUCAAUCUUUUACAACAGCAACAACAAGGCACAUCCCCAACCAUUCAAAUGCAACCAAUGCAACAACAACAACCACCCCCUCAACCUUACAAUAGAGCACCACCAUCAAUAAAUUACGGAAGCAGUAAUCAAAUCCGUAGAGGCGGAGGAGGUCCAAGAGGUGGUUAUGGAAAUAUGCCCCAUAAUUCUAGAAAUAAUCAACCAUAUGGUAAUGUACCUCAACCUCAUCAAAAUUCUAAUUCUAUGACAAGUCCUGGAUAUAACCCCAAUUCCAAUUUAAAUAAUAAUGCUCCUAAUGCUUUACUUUCCAGAUUACAACAAUCAAGUAAUAGUAAUGGACGACAACAAAAUCCAUAUUCUCAACCUCAGCCUCAGAAUAAUCAGGAUCAAAGUACUGCAUCAUUGUUGGAAACAUUACAAAAAUUAUCUGGAAAAUAA
This is a messenger RNA of Lodderomyces jiufengensis, 2571 nucleotides long. It is a transcript of the gene NAB3, whose product is annotated as Nab3p. The record is from RefSeq and is a predicted model, not a curated record. The transcript has a single exon. NCBI's taxonomy places the organism in Eukaryota, Fungi, Ascomycota, Pichiomycetes, Serinales, Debaryomycetaceae. Bases 1 to 2571 code for a protein of 856 amino acids. Gene Ontology annotation, molecular function: RNA binding.